GCACUCUUCUCUGGCCCAGUGGAAGUAUUACGUUGUUUGAUUUUUCUUUUGCGUUUCUUUUACAUAUUCUUUAAAUGUUAAUUCCGGCCAAAAGCACAAGAAACACUGGAUUCAUCAAAUUUCGACUACUGAAAUACAGAUUUACGAGAUACUUGAACGCCUCACGAUCCUUACGGAACCACGUUAGAAAAAUAUCGUCAUUCGCUUUUUUAUACACAUCCAUGGUCGCCGGCCUUGUGAGCCCGCGCUGUUGUGGGAAAAUCCAGCUGGAUCUGGGGAGUCCUACCCCAGGGUCAUGGCUGUCAAACUGAUGCAAAGAUUUCCGCUGCUUGGCCAGUUCGGAAUUAAACGUUUCCCCCUUGUUGGACCGGUGUGUCCCACCAGACUCCAGAGUAUCAGAUGUGUAGGCGAGUCCUUAUGUGUAGCCUGCCUGUGUUCCCCAGCCGGCGGCGGCGGCUGCAUUCGGAGACAGGGCUGCAGGAAGCUCCAGCAGAACUGCGGGAGAAGGAGCCUGACCACCACCAUCAUCAGGGAGCCGUUCUUCGUUGCCAGUAGCUCUGUGGGACUCCACAGAGAUUCGGGGCCUCGGUUCCGUCUGACCCAGCUGCACCGACCCACAAGUGCAGAGGAGGAGGCUUUCCAGCAGCGUCUAAGGAACUGCUCCUCUUCCCGGCAGGUCUUUGCACUGCUACGCUCAGUAGGGAUCAUGUCUGACACCAUGGCUGCAGCAGCACUUCAUCGCGUGGCCGACCUGGAGCAGGUGGGAAACGCUCUUAAAGAUCCUACAGUGCUGGAGAAUGACACCGUGGUAUCCCUGUGCUUCCAGUUGGAGCAGGACUCUUGGCGGCUGACGGAUGGUGGACUGGUAUCAGCUCUGCUGGCUUGCUCACGCCUCUUCUUGGAUCCUUGGAGCACGCUGAUGGUGCGGCUCGUGUCUGAGAGCCAGGAGAGGUUAGAUAGAGGGCAGAUUAGUGUAGGGUACCUGUGCACCCUGGGCCAUGCAAUGCUGGCUAUGGAGGGUCCUGGCUGUGUGAUGCUGAAGCAGGUGAUGGAGCAAAUCCAGAAGCAGAAGCCUGCCCAGUGGAGCAUGGCAGAUCUCGUUGGUGUUUAUAGAUUUCUGCAAAGUGGUAUGGCUCAAGAUGGAAAAUACCAGGACCUGCUGAAUGCCAUGCACUCCCACGCUGUGACAGUCACAUCCCGCAUGAAUCCAGCUGCUGUCAGUGGACUGCUCGGUGCUCUCAUGACCCUGAAUCAGACACAGGCCAUGCCUCUUGUGAUCAAUCUGUGCAAGCAGGCUGUACGGUAUGUACCUCAAUUUACUGAUGAGGAGCUCACCGUUGUGCUUGGGGCCCUUAUGCACUUUGGUCACAGCGAUCAUUACUUUGUGGAGGCGAUGGAGAAGUAUGUACCCACAAUGACAUUCACUUCCCACCCAGAGACAGUUACCAAGGUGAUUCAUUUCUUUGGCCGGAGGAACAUCCUGUCCCCCAUUGUAUGUGACGCUGUUGCAGAGAGCUUUGUGUACCGAGCAGAUGACUACAGUACCAGCCAGGUAGCCAGACAGAUCAUGGCCCUGGGAAAGCUUGGCUACAUUCCCCCCAAUGCCAGUGAAGUUUUUAGGAAAGUUGAGACCAUCCUGCAUUCGCGCUUUUCCCACUUCCAACCUCGAACGCUGCUCAACCUGCUCCACUCCUGUACCCUGGUGGAGAGAUUUCCUGUUAACUUUGUCUCCAAAGUCUUCAGCAGUUACUUCCUCCAGCAACUGCAAGAGCAGGACACGGGGAUGGAUCGGUUCAUUCUGGCACAGCUGACUCAGCUUUACAUGACUUUGAAGCUGGAGUGUCCUUUCUAUGAGGGUCCCAGACUCCUUCCCAAGUACCAGGUCAAGUCCUUCCUCAUGCCCGGCCGCUCUCUGGAGACACCAAUGGACACACAUCUGUACAACUCUGUGAAAAGUGGACUGGUGGAUUUGCUCGGGGCUCGUUCAUACUUCGCUUCUAAAGUUCUGACACCUUACUGCUACACACUCGAUGUGGAGAUAAAACUUGAUGAAGAGGGAUAUGUGCUGCCUGCCAUGCAAACUGAUGAUGUAAGCAAAAGGAUAGCUCUUUGUAUUGAUGGACAAAAGAGGUUCACUACAAACAAGAGGCAGCUGCUUGGGAAGGAGGCCAUCAAGCAGCGACAUCUGAGGCUUCUGGGAUAUGAAGUUGUUCAGAUUCCUUACUAUGAAUUUGAAAAACUGGAAAAGAAGACCAGUGUGGUGGACUAUCUGCACCACAAAAUCUUCCCUCACACCUAUAGGCUGAAAUGGUGAUGGGAGAAAGGAGCAUUGCUGUGGAUGGCUUAUCAGGGGCUUAUCAGAGUAUUUUCUAACUUAAAGAAAAUCUGUAUUUAUUUUUUCAUUACAAACUGAAUGUGAUUAAAUUAUUGAUUAUGAACUUGUGCCUGUUAAGCUUGACAAUAAAGUAACUUUUACAUAAA
Messenger RNA from Scatophagus argus, 2481 nucleotides. It is a transcript of the gene fastkd3, whose product is annotated as FAST kinase domains 3. Lineage: Eukaryota; Metazoa; Chordata; Actinopteri; Scatophagidae. The coding region runs from base 296 to 2314 and encodes 672 amino acids. Gene Ontology annotation, biological process: mitochondrial RNA processing; regulation of mitochondrial mRNA stability. Gene Ontology annotation, molecular function: RNA binding. The transcript is spliced from 7 exons. The record is from RefSeq and is a predicted model, not a curated record. Gene Ontology annotation, cellular component: mitochondrial matrix; ribonucleoprotein granule.